This is a messenger RNA of Colletotrichum acutatum, 2258 nucleotides long. RefSeq lists its product as uncharacterized. Bases 72 to 2015 code for a protein of 647 amino acids. Gene Ontology annotation, cellular component: cytoplasm. NCBI's taxonomy places the organism in Eukaryota, Fungi, Ascomycota, Sordariomycetes, Glomerellales, Glomerellaceae. The record is from RefSeq and is a predicted model, not a curated record. The transcript is spliced from 3 exons.
UUGAGAGACAGCCAGCAUACCUUAUAAGCUGGACUGUAAUCCGUACGGAGUUAACCUAAGGUACCUACCUUAUGUAUCUUACCCCGCCCCCGCAUGCCUUAGGUAAGCUUCUCGACUCGAAGGCAGAGCCACAAGCCGCUGUAGAUGAGAGCACUAGGGAACAGUCUCCAGCCACGACCCUUCGAGUUUCAUCUGCGUGGAACCCCCCACCAGUAGCCGCUGAACCGCUACCGGCGUAUCAUGCAGCACCGCAUCGUCUCACUGGAACGCAGCUAGCUACAUGUCAUCGAGAACCCCAAAGAACAAUCAGUCACAAGCUUCCCAGUAGCUGUCCCUUUUCUCCCCUCUCCUCAGUCAUAGGAGCUCUUCCCUGCAUCCCAUCGAAUCGACCCGCCUCGAAUCAUACCAAAUCCAGCAUAAUGGCGCAGUUAACUGCAACCACCUUCUCUACCGAUCCGGCCCUGUGGAUCUUCACUUCCUUGACCGCUGGGAAUAUGCACAUCGUGACUGCCACGUCCCGUCUCGAGACCAUCCUGCGCGCCAACCGCGUCCCCUUCAAAGCCAUCGAUCUCUCCACCGAUGACAAGGCCCGCAUGCUUUGGGGCCGCCGCGCCGGCAAAGAUGCCUCGGGUCGACCCAGGAAGCUCCCAGCUCUCAUACAAGAAGGCCUCGUCCUCGGCGACAUCGUCGAGAUCGAAGAAUGGAACGAAUAUGGCGAACUUAAGCAACAUGUUAAGAUCUACUACGACGAAUUUACCAUUCCUGAUAUCAACAAUAAGCCCAAGGAAAUCGUCAAGAAGAAAAUCAUCAAAAAAGUGCCAAAGGGCACGUUGGCAGCGAAAGCCGCUGCCGCUGCCUCUGCGUCUGAGUCUUCCUCAUCCGCUCCUGCGCCACCACCUGCGCCUCCCUUACCCAAGGACGAGGCAACAAGCACCGCGGCGCCUGCCAAAGACAAAAUAGUCAAUACGCCAAAGUCACCUAUCGAGAGUGCCUCUACCGCGUCCCACCAGUCCAUCGCCGACGAGGCAGCCAAGAGGGCUAAGGAAAUACGGCUGAAAUCUUUGCGCGAAAAGGUACAGGCAGCCGCAGACAAAAGAGCCGAGGGCGAAGCUGCAGCUGCGUCCGCGUCGACAACGACCGCCGUCGAGCCCGAAAAGAAGGCCGAAGCCGAAGCCGCUGCGGAAACUACGACCGCAACCCCAGAAACGCCCCGAAAGCCCUCCGUAGCAAGCACUGGCAGUGGUUCGUCGGCCCAGAGCGCCAAGCCCCUCGGCCUUCAAUCGCCAACUACGGGCUCUUGGGGUGUCGCUACCACCACGGCAACCAACCCAGACGCUCUGCGCGAGACACUUCAGUCGCCGACAACAGCCCGGUGGAAGCCCUCCGAUGUCGAUAAGCCCGUGACAGUCCACAUGGGCGCUGAGGUGGCUUCUGCGUCGCAGGAAGAGAUUGCCGCAGUCGAGAAGGCCGAAGCUAUCAAGGAGGAGCCUAGCCAGGAGAACUCCGACGAGGAAGAGUCGGAUAAGAAGAAGAUUGCCGAGGUUGAGAAGACCCAGGUCAUUAAAGAGGAGCCGGAGAAGGAGGAGGAAUCGAACACGGAGGAGGAAUCGGAGAGGAAGAAGAUUGCUGAGGUCGAGAAGGCCGAGGCUAUCAAAGAGGAGCCAGAAAAGGAGGAAGCUGAGGACGCUGCCAAGCCCGCCGUGGCGGAGAAGGCAGCUGUGCCAAAGGAGGUUGCGGCGACAGAGAAGACCUCGGCCCCUGCGAAGGAAGCCAAGACGGCAUCGCCUGCGGAGGAUGAUGACGAAGACGACGACGAUGAAGAUGAAGAUGAUAGCGACGACAGCAGCGAAGACAGUGAAGAAGACGAGGAUGAGAGUGAAGCCGAGACGAAGCCAAAGGCCGCUGAGGCGAAGAAGGAGGAUGCUGGCGGGUCGAAGGCGAAGGAGGCGGAACUAGCUUCCAGACCUAAAGCGGCAGAGCCCAAGAACGAUGGGAAGCCUGUGGGAGACGCAUAGUUGUGCAAGAGUAGUUGGCCUCACGGGAUGGGAUGAUGUUGGUUGAUGUUUGCAGGCGAGGCUGGGUGGUUUGAUGUUUUUGAGGGGAAAUUUUGCAACUUUCAUCUCAAACUGUGACGUCUUCGACUGGAACGGUUCACUAUAUCACCUCGUUGAAUCAGGCACACAUAUGCUUUUGUUCAAAGGCUUGCACUUUUGUUUGAUGUGGUUAUCUGUGUGCUCAUCUUUCCAAAAUCAGUGGCA